GGAGAGAACCAGAGAAAACAAUGUCAGAAUGUUUUCUACGUUCAUAGAAUCCGAGGAAGCCACCGAAUGAACGUAGUAAACAAAGAAACAUGUCACCACGUUACAGCAUACACCAUUCCCAUGCUGGUUUUUCUGUGAAUUAUUGCUUGCCACAUAACAUCAGUGAAAGUUAAUAUUUUUUGUCUUGUGUUCUAUUUUUUAAUCACGAAUCAUAUUAUUAUUUUUCACGAUUAUGUUUACUAUGAAAAUAAGGUACAGAAUAUUUUUUUUUUCAAAUCAAAGAAUGAUAAAUAAGCUUUGUGUUGAUUUUAGUUCUGCUACACAAUAAACAAAUAUCUCACGUAUAGUGGUGAAAAAUAGAAGUGAAAAUCGCACAUGUUUUUCAGAUUUUUUGUUUUGUGCAACAGCUUUCAGAUAUUUUAGGAAGUAGAUAACUACAGUUUAACUGAAGUUUUGAAAUUAUUUUUCUUCUAAAUACUUCUUGUUCCUAUAUUCACUUCAUAUGUUUUCUUUAUUCCCCCAACAUCCAUUGUUUUCUCUCUACUUUCCCCCUGUUCUUGGGUCCAUUGGUUACUACAUUUGAAACAUUAUACUUUAUUACAUGUUUUCCUGAUACAGGAACGUGGGAUUUUGAUAAUAAUAGCGACAUGACGUUGAGGAAGAAGGGAUUAGGUGCCGUGAAAUCAUCAUCAAACACAAAUCGAAAAGUAGUUGGUGAUGGAGGAUUAGGGUUAGGGUUAGACUGUGAUAAGUAUAAGAAAGGAUUUGGGAGGAAGAGGGUUUUGAUUCCCAUUGGCAAGAACCGAGAGCUUGAAGCUCUUCCUCAAGACAUCCUGAUAAGAGUUAUAUGUGGAGUGGAGCAUGGAGAUUUAAAGCAGUUGUUUAAUGUGUCAAAGACUAUACGUGAAGCUACAUUGAUUGCGAAGAAAUCCCAUUUUGAAUACAUAACACCAAGGAAAACUCUGUUUUUCCGGGACGAGCUUGAUCAUUUGGGAGAUGAGACCGAAGUUCCAUUGAAGAAAAAAUGCCGCCUUUCCAGGAUAUCCUGCGAAAAGAAAGCUUCUAAAAUCUCAGUAGCUCUUUUCAAAUGAAUAUCUGACCACUUGGAUUUGAGGAUCAGGUCUUUUCCCCUUUCUUGUUGUGGGAAACCUAAUGAAAAUAUUGGACACCACGUGCAAUCACACGAUCCAGUUUCUUCCAGAGCUUUAGUUGAAGAACUGGUUGAAGUUAAACUUCUUUAGUUUUCUUCUUAGGAGCUUUGUUUGGUCGGUCUGUAAAUUGUUGUUAGAUAGAGAGAUGAUAGUCUUUUGAAAUGCUUGCUUGGCACAUAAAGUGCAAUUUUUGUUCUACUAACCAAUUUUUGAAACCUAAUUGUUUGUUCUACUAACCAGUUUUCGUAGAAGAUGAAAUCUAUUUUUUGUACAACAUAAUUUAAAAUUUUAAUUUAUCAAAAUUUUCAACCCAAAAAAAUAUCAAUUUGUAUAUAUGGAUAUUUCAUUAGCU
Messenger RNA from Brassica napus (rape), 1503 nucleotides. RefSeq names its product F-box protein At1g61340. The transcript is spliced from 3 exons. The record is from RefSeq and is a predicted model, not a curated record. Lineage: Eukaryota; Viridiplantae; Streptophyta; Magnoliopsida; Brassicales; Brassicaceae. Gene Ontology annotation, molecular function: protein binding. Bases 648 to 1091 code for a protein of 147 amino acids.